GGCAGUUUCGCGAAGCCUGCUCCACAUAUCGUUGCUGAUUCAAGGCAGUCGUUCGCGGCUUCAACCCUCGUACGGCUGCCGCGUUUAUUCCCCAAUUCUUAUAUACAAUCUAUAGAUAUACACAUAUAUAUAUCACAUCGAUAGUUUUUUUCAAUUUUGAUCUAUAGAUCAUGACAUCAUUAAGCGGCUAAAAAAUUUCCCGCGCUUUUUUUCUUUCAACACAUUUGUUGCAAAAAAUAAUUUUUUUUGGCAUUUUUCUCCCCCCCCCCUUUUUCGAACAAAAUGUUUUUGGUGUUAAUUUUGUAAACUUUUUGGUGUUAAUUUUUAAUUAAAUUUUUUUUUGUGUGUUAAUUUUGUGGAACCGUGCGCGUAAAUUGGAGUAAUUGGAGAGGGGAAAAAAGGGGUUUUAUUUAGUUAUUUUUUUUUUUUUUGUAUCAUCGAACGUGAAAAAAGUGUGUGAGGAAUUAAACGUGCAAAAAAAGGGCCUGCUCAACUUUCUAUAUGUUGAUUUAAGGAAGGUGCCUUUUUUUGUUGGGGGGGGGGGUUAUAUUUGGAAAGAAGAGGAAAGAAAAAAAAAAGUGCUGCUUUCGAUGUAGCGUGACUUCAUAUAUAUGUGUAAUCGCCGUGUUGCCCGGGGGUUUUCAAAUUGGUACGCUUGAAGAAGAAAAAGGAAGUGGACCAACCGGAAGACUCCAGGAGAGUUAGGAUAGAGAUGGCAUCUCGUGUACUCGGACUUCUGCUCUUCACACAUUUUGUUCUCGCUUCGGGCGUCAAAGGGAGCAGUGAACCUUGGUUAAAGGUUGAGAAGAGCGCUGAACUUGGUUCGGAAGUUCAGCUACCAUGCCGUCUAAAACUACCACAAUGCGUUGGUCUUCACAGCAUCAAAUGGUACCGUGGAAACACUCGGAUUUUUGUUUACAGCGAAGAUGUUGGCGUCACUCGAAUCGACACCGAAAUGGAUCCUGGAGCCGGUAUGCUGAUUGCAAAAAAUGACACGGAAACAUUUCUCAAAAUUCCAAAUAUCAAAAUUGCUGACGAGGGAUUAUAUAAAUGUGAAGCAACUUAUUUGGCUGUUAAUCGUGAAUGUAACAAUGUUCAACAUAUCACACUGAACGUGACUGUUCAGCCAGUAUUCGUUCGUGUUAUCGACGAAGAUACAAAAGCUACACUCGAAACAGGAAAAGUCUUGGGACCAAUAAACGAUGGUACCAAGAUUUCCUUGAGGUGCGAGAGUAGUAUAGGUCGUCCCGUUCCAAUCGUCGAAUGGUACAACGGCGAUAAGCUUCUUGAAUCGGAAAGCACGUCGCAAGUUGAAGAAAAUGGAAUCGGCACCGGAAGUAGCCUGUUGAAUCUGCAGGUUACACGCAGUGAAUUAGGCGCUAACCUUACUUGCAAGGUCAGCAGUAGUCUUACUCUUGCUGAGCCACUCACAAUUGACAUCAGAUUAGACGUUCAUGUUGCACCAUUAACGAUGAAUAUACGAAAUAAUAAACGAGGUCAAGCAAUUCGAGGCUCUCAAGUUUUGUUAGAAUGUUCUGUGGGUGCUGCGAGACCCGCUGCCAAUGUUACCUGGUUCAAUGGUACAACUCCAGUCAAAAACGAUAGCAAACGAUUGGAUAUGCUUGAAACAAAAAUAUUUGAAAGUCCUGAUGGAACGGCGGAAACGAAGAGUUACUUUAUUUUUACAGUAACAGAAUACGAUAGUGGAAUUCCAUUUAGUUGCCAGGCUGAGAAUUCGGUCAUGCAAAAAGAAGGAACUAAACCUUUGAAAGAAACAACAACAAUCGAAGUCUUAUACGAACCAUUAAUUACAAUAAAACCAAGUAACAUAACAGUAAAUGAAACAGAACAAUUUACAAUGCUUUGUGAAUAUGUUGCAAAUCCAGCGGCAUUAACAAGCGUAAAAUGGUUACGAGAUGGAGAAGAAAUUGCAUUAGAUCCAUUGAAUUAUGAAGGUGGGAUAAUACAAAAGCCGGAUCUCACGAUUAAAAAUGCCACCUCUGAACAUAUGGGAAAUUAUACUUGUGUUCUGGAAAAUACAGUGGGAAAAGGCAAUACAUCAGACUUUGUUGUUGUUUCCGUAUUGUAUAAACCGGAGGUGGAAGUUAGUAUGGAGCCGAGUGGUCCUAUCAAUGAGACUGACCGUGUGAACGUUUCUUUGACUUGCGAAGUCACUGACGGAAAUCCGAGGACCUUGAUUGCUGUCCGUUGGUAUUUGGAUGGGGAUCUACUGAAGGAACUUCCGGAUUGCACACGGAACACGACUCCAGUGACCACAGAUGAAAUAGCCACCUUCUGCGACAUUGAUCCAAGUAAAUUGCUCCUGGAGGCUGUCGGAAGAUCAUUUCAUGGAAACUAUUCGUGCGAAGGUAGAAAUGAAGCUGGUUGGGGUCCCAUAUCUUCAAGUACGCCAGUUGUUGUAAACUAUAAACCGGGACCAGCUUUGAUAUCAUACGAACCCCUUCGAGUGAUCAAAAAACACAGUUUAACUAUUACAUGCUCAGUGGAAGAUCCAGGACGACCGGAAAUUGCAGGCUUCAAAUGGAUGCGUGGACUUUAUAGAUUGCCGGAUGAAAAUAAAUCAGUUCUCAAAAUUGAAUCGGCAAACCUUGAAACUGAAGCUAAUUUUACAUGUAUGGCAUAUAAUUCUGCUGGUGAUGGUGAUUCAGCAACAACAUUUGUUGAUGUUCAAGCUCCUCCUGCAUUUAUCAAGAAACUUCCACCAUACGUUGGUUUUGCUUACAAUGCAUCUAGUGUGAGCAUUGAAUGUAUUGUCGAAUGUGCUCCAAUUUGUAAUAUUUCAUGGAAAAAAGGAGAUAAAUUAAUUGAUUUUUCCGAAUCGAAACAAUAUUAUGUUACAAAUUUUUAUCGUUCACCAGAUUUACGAACAUUUGAUUUUGAAAGUAUACAGUCGACUUUAAUUUGGAAUCUAACUGCCUGGCCAAAUGGUCAACUUGAUAGAUUAGAAGAUAACGGAAGAUUCACUUGUGAAAGUACCAGUAAUGGCGUUGGAAAAGCUGUUAACAGUAAUACCACUUUUCAAGUAGAAUAUCCACCGGAAAAUUUGACAAUUUCUAAAGAGAGAAUAAAUGUCAUCGUUGAUCAUAUACCUGAAAAAAUAAGUUGUUCAGCAAAAGCUUAUCCUGAACCACAAUUUGAAUGGUAUCGUGAAGGAUCAAAUGAAAUUUUAGGCACCUCAAAUACACUCUCAUUUGAAUAUACAUUUCCAAAAAGAAGUAAUGGAACAUAUUAUUGUAGAGUUAAAAAUCGUCAAGGUGUUAAUAAUAUAUCGACUUAUAUAAAUGUUCAAUAUAAACCGGAAUGUCGAAUAGAAAGAGAACGAAGAGACGGUCAAGAUUACAUCGUUUGUUCGGCCGAAGGCAAUCCAAAGGAAUCGGAUUUUAUAUGGACUUUAAAAGUUGGUAACGAUACAUUCGAUCAAAAUGCAGAAAUACAUGAUGGCAAAAGUUAUAUAUUAUUGGAGGACCUUAACAAAUUUCGAACCUAUAUUUGCGUCGCUAACAAUUCCAUUGGAUUUUCAAACGAAUGCGAACUCGACGUUCCAGCUCGCCUGGGAUACGACGGAAGUACUCCAUGGUGGCUUAGGAUAUUAGAAAUGCCUACACUUGCCAUCAUUGUCGCGGUGGUUGUACUAAUUGCGAUCAUCAUUGCUGGCACUGUCAUUUUCAUAGUUUGCAGACGAAAGCGUACACCGGGGAAAUACAGUAACCGGGUGGUUGAACUGGAAGAACGCGAGCAUCCCGACGGAGGACCUCCGAGUCCUACAGCGUCCUCAUACUCGACGCAAAGCCCAAGUCAUCCUACACCCGCUCCGAGAUGGCCACUCAAACCUGGCGUUCUCGUACACGUCAAUCGCACUCAUAGUCUCAGAUCGGGUUUAAGCUCUCGAUCCAAUCAGGCAUUGAGAAUCCACUCGGACACCUCCUUGAGUGAACCAUUUACCACUGAGAGAGCACGUGGAAAUUGUUCUCUUAUGAGAACGCCAGUGAGGCCAUUCCGUCGUGGAAAGGACACAAAUAGACAAAGGACAAUAAUGAAUGUUUCUGGCAUGCAAGAUGAUGGUAUGUUUGCAAGAGCAAAUAAAAUAAGAGCUAUUUUUAAUGCUCAACUCAACAAUAAGGAACCAGACACCUUUCCAGGGAUAUCACGAGGAAAAACAGCCGUGACUUACAAGCGAAUAGAACCACGACAGAGGAUUUUGCACGAUGCUCUUAAAACAUCAGAUCUGACCAAAUCAAGGCCCAAUGUAUCCCGUAAGCGUAAAAAACCUGGAUCAGAUCCGAAUCAAACGACAAACAGCAAUCACAUGGGUAAUAUGUCAGAAGGAAUGACCGAUCCCGAUACGAAAACAUUUUACGAAAAUUUACCAUUUCAUGGAAUACAAACACCGCCGAAUAAGCCUUUCAAGCCGGAAUUUUCUGACCUGGAUUAUGCAGAUGUGGACUACCGAUCGUAUGGGCCUAUAAAUUAUAAAGCUGCAAGUAUUGCUUUAUUGCAAAAUCGGAAACAACAACAACAGCUGCUUGAACGAAGGCCCCAGAUGUACGGUGUUUCUGACGACAACGAGGAACUUCUGUAAAAAAAAAAAGUGAUCCAUUCUCACGUCCUUCAAAGUGCCAUCAUUAUAGUAUACCCAGGAAGUAAAUACGACUCGAUCGGUAUGAAGUCGCCUCUUUAUAUAUAUACAUAUAUAAAUAUAUAAAUAAAUAUAAAUAAUAAAUAUUUUGUACAUAAGCACGGAAUACAAAAUUUACAAGCAUUCUAGUAAUUUUUUUUUUCCGAAAAAAGAAUUUUUAUUAUAUUAUAAUAAGCAACAAUAUUUGAAAUUAAAUAUUUAAAUUGAAAUAUUUAAUUAUGAUUUUUAUUUUGUAAAUAAUUAUUAAUUAAAGGUACAAUAAUGGAAAUGUUUUAUGUUACAAACAACAUUUAUCUAUUUUUUAUGAAAAAUAUAUUUAAUAUUUUUUUUUAUUAUUUUAUUAUUUAUUUUAUUAUUUGAAAAGUUGUAAAAUUCAUUUUAUAAUCGCCUUUUUAAAAAAGGCAAUAACAUUUUCUUAAUAUUAAAUUUAAAAAAUGAAUUUCCUUUUUGGUUGACGGUGACAUUUUGUGUUAAGAUAGUUUCUUAUUUGAUUGAAAAGUAAUAUAUAUAUAUAUAGAGAGAGAGUGAGUUCAAAGCGUCGAUAUCGUUUUGUAAAAAUUUAUUGCAUUUCAAAGAACUUGAAAUCGAAAUUUUCAAUAAAAGGAAAAUACGUAUUUCUUGAAGCGUUACAUCGUUUUUUACUAGAAUGCUCGUAAAUUUAUUUCCGUGCCAGGUGUGUUCUGGGAUCAAUCUAAUAUCUACGUCUCAGGGCGAUAGUCUAAGAUGAAGGACAUACCUUUUCAAUCGCGACAAUUCUCUUUCCACAAUUUUCUACAAAAAAAAAAAAGAAUGACUUUUUACAAGCCAAAAAUUCUUUAGCUUUACGGUUCAUUUUUUUUUUAUUAUUAAACUCCUGACCCUGUCUUCCAAAAAGUGUACAAGAAAAUAUUAUUUGAGUUGAAAAAAUAUUAAAAAUUUAUUUUAUUUAGUUUUUUUUUUUAAUAUUUUCACCUCCCUGAUUUUAUUAUUCAAAUAAUUUUUUUUAAUAUUGUAGAUAUUUAGAAUACAAAAACAAAUAAUAAAAAAAAAAUAAAAUAAUCGGUUUCUAAUAAAAAAGAAAUUAUGAAUUUAAUAUAUGUAGAUUUUUUGAAAAUUCCAUUUUUACAUUUAAAACGGUGAAAAAAGUUUUGGUUAGAUGAUAAAAUUGAUAUUUUUUAAUAUCAAGUUUAAUAUACGGAGCUUUUUCAUUAUAAAUCCAAGAAACUGUUGAGGGGAAAAAAAAGCAAGAAAACAGCGAGAAACUUUGAAUUUCACCGUCUGACCAAGAACUUUCUUUACUACUUAAUAAUGUCCUCAAAUGUCUUUCGUGGCAGCAAAAGUAUUUAAUUUUGUCGAAACUCUGUUUUUUUUUUUUUUUUAUUUAAACUUCAAAAGGCAUUUUUUUUUACAAAAAAUCAUAAAUUAAUAAAAUAAAAAAAUUCCAUUUCUUUUUUAAUAGAACACCAGAUUUAGAAACAGGCCUGAAAAAGUAAAUUUAUAGAAAUUACCAUCAAAUGCCUUGUUCUAAAUUUUAUUUUAUUUUUUUCUUUUUUCUUACGAGUAUAUAAAGACUUUUUGAUACUUAAUUUUUUUUUCGCAUUUUUUUUUUCAAUUACACAAUAAAUAUGUCGCCCUUCAAAAACUGUUGCUCGGUGAAUUGAAUAGCUCGUAACGCAACAAAUGCGCGCUGUGUAUCGGAUGUAAAAAAAAAAGAAAAAGAAAAAUAACUAAACUUGUACAGUUAAUUAUUAUUGCCAAUCGAUGCGUCUUAGCGUUGUAAAAAGUUAUAAAUAGUUAUAUACAGCCUAAGGAAUAACGGUAGUAAAUAGAAAUGUUUAAUAUGGAAAAAAAAAAAAUUAAUAAGAAGCCUAACGACGUUACUCGAUUUUUGUUAUACGUUGAAUUUUAUUGUCAACGAUUUGUAAUUAAUCCUGUGCAAUACUCUGUUUCACGUUCACUGCUGUGCGUGAUAUUUCGGCGCUUUUGAGGCUGUACAGAUUUACAAACAUAGAUUAGGUCUGAAAGACCUACGCACGUGCCUCAAUUAUUAUUAUUAAUUAUUAUUUAUUGCCAAAUAAUCAUAGAUUUUUAUCAAAUUUAAAUAAUUUAUUAAUUACUUAAUUAGAAUUCAUUCAAAUUUAUGUUUUUUAUUCAAAACAAUUUUUCUAUUUAAUCAUCAAAUGAAAAAUAAUUUUAUUUUAUUAUUAAGAAUUAUAAAUAUAGAAAUUAUAAAUAAAUAUUUUAUAAAAAUAUUUUUAAGAAGAUGUAACAAUAAUUUUUUUUUUUUUUGAAAAAAAUUGAUUUUAUUUUUAGAUUUAAUUGAAUUUAAUUUAAACAAAUUUUAAGUGAACUGGAUUCUCUGUUACAUUUUAAAUAUAAUCGUUAAAUUUAUUAUUAACUGUGUAAAUGACAUACAUAAAAAAAAUGAUUGCAAUGACAUUAUAUACAGUUAAUAAAUUCAAGAGUUAUAUUUUUCAAAGAUUAUUAAAAUAUAAUUCAUUAUUAGGAAGAAAAAAAAAAUAUUAUAACCUGUCUUAUAAACAAAUUAUGAAAGUUUUUAAAAUAUUUCUAAAUAUAAUGAGAUCGACAUAUCCCAUUAUAUAAUUUUAUUUUAUUUUUAACCCCCCCCAGUAAAAGUAUUUCAAUGCGCUUAUAAUUUAUAAUAAAUUUAUUAUUUAAAAAAAAAACAAUGUAAAUUAAAGAACAAUGUUUUGUUAGAAAAUUACUUUUGUAAUAUAUACAUAUAUUGAGGUAUUAUAAAAUGAAAAUUUAUUAAAUUAAAAGUCUGUGUAACUUAGGAAAUACUGAAUUAUAAAAAAAAACCCAAUAAUUAAGUUAAAUAAAAAUUUAGUUUCGGAGAAUUAAUUUAUUUCCAUUUGUAAAUAUUUUGUUAAAUAAAAAUUUAGUUUCGGAGAAUUAAAAAUUUAAUUUCCAUUUAUAAAUAUUCUGUUAAAUAAAAAUUUAGUUUCGGAGAAUUAAAAAUUUAUUUUCAUUUAUAAAUAUUUUUUUAAAUAAAAAUUUUGUUUAAAUAGAAAUUUGUUGGCUGAAUAUACAAAAUUUCGUUAAAUGAAAAUUUAUUUAUUACCGAAAAAAUUCGAUUAAAUAGAAAUUCUAUAUUGUAUAAAAAAUUUUAUUUAAAUAAUUUGUUUUUGAAAUAAAAUUUAGUUAAAUAGGAAAUUGAAUUUUUUUUUUCAUAGAUCAUUUUUUUCAUUUUUUCAUUUUUCAUUUUUUUUUUUUUUGGGGUAUUUUAUCAAUGGAAUAUAAAACCAUAAAAACCACGCCUUCCAUGCACAAAUGACCUAAAGUCAGGUAAUAUCCAUAUAACGGGAGAAACUUGCAAAGUUCGAAAUUGGAGAGACGGAUAGAAUAUGCUCUCUAAUAUGAGACCGAUAUUGAGUAUAUUGCAUUCUGCAUUGAUGUCCCCAGGUUUCUAUAUAUAUAUAACAUUACAAGCUUCAAACUGAAUAUCUUCAGGGACUCUUUGACACAAUAUUGAAAUUUACCUUUAAAGGAUUUCGUAAAUUUGAUUUAUUUUCAAAAUAAUAAAAAAGAAAAAUUAUAAUAGAAAUGUAAAAUAAUGAAAUUUCUAAGUUACACACACUUUAAAAAAAAAAUUUUUUUUAAUUUAUAAAAAUUUCAAAUUAAAAAUUUUUCAAUUCAUUCUUUUUUUUCUUGUUAAAAAACAAUUUUGUAAAAAAUUUUGAUAGAAUAAUAAUAAAAAAAAAGUGUUUCUGGGGAAAUUUUGUUCUAAUCUUAUAUGUUUUGCACUAUAUAUGUAUAUAUAGAUAUUGUUAUAUCUCCCAAGGAAUAUUGUCUGAGAAAUCCAGGUUUAUAUUUGUAGGAAAGUUAAAUUAUUGUCUUUCCUCUUCAGUACACUUUACAUAAGUUAAAGUGCGCGUUGCAUCUUCCGUCCGUAACAGAGAACACUGUAUGUAUAUUGUUGGAGAAAAGCGCCUCUAAAGCAUCGGCUUCAUAAACUCUAAAUGUAUAUAUAUAUAUAUAGUAUAUUGUAAAACAUAGACCUUCUAUAUAUUCUCCUCUAUACUCGUAAGGUCCUUUGGCCUAUAUCUUAUGUAACUACCGGUUAUACACAGGGUAAAACGAAUUGUUGGUUAUUGUAAAUCGUUUACGGCGCUACAUUGUUGGAUCUCGUUUGUAUAUGAGGAGAAAGCAUGGUCUUUUCUCAAAACGAUAAAAUGCAUAUAUAUAUACAUAUAUAUAUAUAUAUAUAUAUAUAUAGAGUGUCUAUGAAACAUUAUAGGAGUGAGCGUGUAACGACAUAACAAUAAGUACUUUAUACCUAUUACUGGUUGGGCGAAAAUAGAGAACCAUUUUCCAAACACAAAAUUGUCCAAGCGACGAAUCAGACGCCAUAGAAAAUAGUAAUUAUUAUUUUAAUGUGCAAAUCAUGAUAUUUCCCUAUCAAAAAUUCUCAUUUUCUUCUGUUCAGCGAAAUUAUCAUAAAAAAUCAUUUUCUUUUAUAAUCGAUGAAAAUUUUACUAUUUUUUUUUUUUUUAAUUGCAAUUUUUAUUUUUAUUUGCAAUAUGUUAAUUUUCAGAUCAAAAAUGACAAUAUAUAUCACUGUCUUUAAAACAAAAAAAAGUACUUCGUGACUUGUGUACACUCACUUCCUUCUCCAACAAUUUUUUUUUUUUUUUUUUUUAAUAUUCAACGUGCCAGCAAUGAAAUAAAUAUUUUAGUUCACAUUCAUAUACCAAAUAGUUACAAAGUUGUGUGUUUAUCUCUGUGUGUGUGUGUGUGUGUUAUUUUUCCAAUAAAAUUAUUUUCUGAAAAAUUAUUCUCCUUUAAACAAAUUUUAAUUUAUGAAAGAGAGAAGUUUUUAUUAUAUUACAAUAGAGAUUUGCAUUCUUAAAAAUGAUAUUCACUUAUUUUCCCUUUUUAAUUCACAAUACUUCAAAACACUUCCAUUUGUUAUUUUACCCUCGCAGUAUUUCAAAAAAAAAAAAUUGAAAAAUAUUUUUUUAAUCGUAAAAAUUAUUUCUGAUUGGAGAAAAUUAUUUUAAAAAAAUAUGAUAAUAAGGUAAACAAAUAAAUUAAAGUAAUUUAAUUAAAGAAAUUAAUUAAAAUAAUUAAAUUAAUGGUUCUAGUGUAUAAUUGAAUUGAAAUAAUUGUCAGUUCGAACAAAAGAGCUUAUUUUGUUUGUAUUUGAAAAGUUGUCAAUUUUAUUGAAAUCAAAAUGUGAGAUAGAAUAUAUAUAAGUUCUUGACUUUCUAACUAUAUAUAUAUAUAUAUAUAUAUAUAUAUAUAGUAUAUAUGUAUGUAUAAACCAAAAGGCAACAAAGAACAAAGUCCAGUCUGGUCCAGCUGUUUCUAUUAAUUGCAACAGACACAGUUUGAAUACAGCUUACGGCCUGAGAUAAUUCAAUCCAUGCACUUUAGAUGUAAUGCAAAUACCUGACCGCUCGCAGUUUCAAAGUGGAACUUUGUACAGGAAUUUAAUUCAGCAGUCCCUCAACAAUACGGGACAUUAAAGGUGCUGUGUUAUUAUUAUAAUAAUGGAUUUGAAAGAGAUUUUUUCUUUUCGCUAAAAAAAAAAAACCUAUAAUAAAAACUUCUCCCAUUUCGAAAAAUAAAAUUUUCAUUUAUUUUGUUUAAUUUUUUUUUACCAUUUUCACUUAUACUGAAAGUAUUGUAAAUAAUGUUCAAUUUUUUUUUUUUUUAAUCAAAGAACUCAUUGAUGCUUUUGCCGAAAAAAAAAAUUGGGCAUUCGUCGAAAAAAAAAUGGCUCAUAUACCUUUCUUGGCAAAAAAAAAAUUGUCUAAAAAGGAAAAAUGUUUGUAUAUUCACUUUAUUGCUGCACGUGCCAAAACAUUAUCGCGAUCACUUUCCAAGUGAACGCGCCUUUUUCCGUAUACCUAUAACGCGUCGUUUUAAAACGCACACAUGCGCGACACAUAUGUAUUGUAAGUAAGAUGUAACGGUAUUUUAUUAAAUGAACCGAAAAUAAAUGUUAUGAAUUAUAGAAGCGAUGUUAUAAAAAUUUCA
Messenger RNA from Leptopilina boulardi, 10642 nucleotides. It is a transcript of the gene nrm, whose product is annotated as hemicentin-1. The record is from RefSeq and is a predicted model, not a curated record. The transcript is spliced from 21 exons. Bases 713 to 4600 code for a protein of 1295 amino acids. Gene Ontology annotation, biological process: cell-cell adhesion. Gene Ontology annotation, cellular component: cell-cell junction. Gene Ontology annotation, molecular function: cell adhesion molecule binding. Lineage: Eukaryota; Metazoa; Arthropoda; Insecta; Hymenoptera; Figitidae.